AUGGUCAAGUCAGAAACGAUCGCUGCCGCCGCAGCCUCCCUCCUUCUCCUUCCAGGCGUCAAUGGCAUAUAUGCCAAGAACUCGCCUGUUCUUCAAAUCGAUGGCAGAUCCUACGACACCCUGAUCGCAAAGUCGAACUACACCUCGAUCGUCGAAUUCUAUGCGCCAUGGUGUGGUCACUGCAAGAAUCUCAAACCGGCAUACGAGAAGGCAGCCAAGUCUCUUGCCGGAUUGGCCAAAGUCGCUGCGGUGGACUGCGAUGAUGAGUCCAACAAGCCUUUCUGUGGCAGCAUGGGCGUGCAAGGCUUCCCAACACUGAAGAUUGUGAAGCCUGGAAAGAAGCCGGGAAAGCCUAUUGUCGAGGAGUACAAUGGUGCACGGAGUGCCAAGGCUAUCGUCGAUACUGUCAUUGACAAGAUCCCGAAUCACGUCAAGAGGCUGAAGAACUCGGACUACGCUGGAUGGACGAAGGAAGCUGGACCCAAGGCUAUCUUGUUCUCGGAUAAAGGCACUGUGAGCGCACUGCUCAAAUCAGUCGCUAUUGAGUUCUUGGGUGGGCUCGAGGUUGCCCAAAUCCGGGACAAAGAAACAGAGGCCGUUGAAGCAUUUGGUGUCGAGAAGUUCCCUACGCUCGUCUUGCUCCCUGGAGACGGCAAGGAACCUAUGAUAUACGACGGUGAGCUGAAGAAAGAUGGUAUCGUCAAGUUCCUCUCCCAAGUUGCUGCACCAAAUCCGGAUCCGGCACCUAAGGCCAAGAAAGAGAAGUCAUCAAGCUCCAACAAGAGCAAGGCUUCCAAAUCCUCCUCCAAAUUCGCCGAAGCAUCUGCCUCUCAUGCCUCCAAGGAAGCUCAGACCGACGCUGCUUCCCAGACCGACGAAGCGCUCGAGAAUGACCCAACUGAAUCUCCAGAUCCAAAGGUCCAAGCAGAAAAGCCAGCUAAGAUGCCCACUGAUGGUCUGGCGAAACCCAUCACUUCUCUACAGGAUGGUCUGUCUCUUCAGCAGCAAUGCUUGAACGACAAGGCUGGUACCUGCAUCCUCUGCGUCCUACCAGAAGAAGAAACGCCUUCGGAAAAGACGAUCCAGGCCAUCCGCGCUCUCAGUGAGCUUCACAAGAAGCACGAGGCAGCCAAGCGCAAUCUCUUCCCCUUCUAUCAGCUUCCCGGCUCGAACUCCCAAGCUGCAGCACUUCGCAAGAAAUUGGACCUAUCUGCUGGUGACGUGGAAAUCAUCGCGGUCAACGGAAAACGCAGCUGGUGGAGACACUACACCGGGGGAUCUUUCACACUCGAGAAAGUGGAAGACUGGGUCGACGCCAUUAGGAUGGGAGACGGAAAGAAGUCAGACAUACCGAGCGGCAUCAUUGCCAAGAAAUCCGAGCUUCCAGAGGCUCAGGUCAGGCCUGAGACUGGUGACGAGACGCCUGACCUUGAAGCUUUGAGGGAGCAACUGAAGGGCCAGACCCCAGAGGGAAUGGAAUACGUGCUCGAAGAGAUUACUGACGAGGAAUACGAGAAAUUGAUGAACCAAGGUGGAACGGGAGAGCCAGGCACGCCUUUGGAAGAAGCCAAAGCGCCGGUCGAAGACCAUGACGAAUUGUGA
Messenger RNA from Lecanosticta acicola, 1602 nucleotides. NCBI's taxonomy places the organism in Eukaryota, Fungi, Ascomycota, Dothideomycetes, Mycosphaerellales, Mycosphaerellaceae. The record is from the annotation of a GenBank genome assembly.